AUGGCAUCAAAAUUGAUUCGCACUGUCAAAGAAAGUGAUACAUCGGAUCUUGGAAAGAAGAUUGUCAAAUAUGCUUUGUUUAUUGGUAUUCCAGCAGUCGUUUGUUAUCUAAUCUAUAAACAACAACAAAAAUCCAAACAACAAGGUGAUGGUGAUAAAAAACGAUCAACAAUUACUUCCACCACAACUACAACAACGAUUAGAAACGAUGAAGGCGAUACAACAUUAGCAUCAAGUACAAAGCUUAAAGAUAUCAAAUUAGAAGAAGCCAUUCAGCUAAAAAAUGAAGGCAACACAAAAUAUCAUGAUAAGAAGUUUGCGGAAGCCAUUGAAUAUUAUACAAAAGCAAUUGAUACAUGUCCGAUUACCUAUGUUGAAAACUUAUCACAGUUUUAUCAGAAUCGAGCUGCUGCCUAUGAGUCGCUUAAAGAUAUGGAAAGAGUUAUUGAAGAUUGUUCUCGAGCGAUUGAAUUGAAUCCAAAAUAUGUUAAAUGUAUCCUAAGACGUGCUCGAGCCGCUGAAGCUGCAGGAAAUAAUGAAUUGGCAUUAGAAGAUUAUUCGACCGUUUGUUUUUUGGAUAGUUAUCAACAAGUUUACAUAAUGUCAGCCGAUAAAGUAUUAACAGAAUUAGCAAAAGAAUAUAUCAGAAAUCUACCACCUAAUACAGCUGAAUUAUCAAAAGAUUUUGUUCGUACAGCUUUAAAUGAGUUUGAAGAUGAUCCAGUGUUAAGUACAUCAUUCAUAAAUGAAAUGCUAAGAACACAUCCUGACAGUUAUUUGACCAAAGCAUAUAAAGCGCAUGAUGACGGAAAUUUCUUACAAAUACCAGAUUUAUGCACACGUGAAAUUGAGAGUGAAGAUUCUCAAUUUAAAAUUCACGCACAUUUAUUGCGAGGAUCAUUUUAUAUCCUGAUCGGUCAAUACAACGAAGCUGUAGCUGAUUUUGAUAUUGUUGUCAGUAAUCCAAGUUCAACUGAAGAAAUGAGAAUAAAUGCAAAGCUGAAACGUGCCAACGCUCGAAUACAUUUACAUGAUUUAGAAGGAGCAAUGAACGAAUAUAACAAAUGUAUCCAUACACAUCCAAAUUCUUGUGCGCCAAGAGUUCAUCGAGGAAUGCUGAAAACUUUAUUAGAGCAGUAUGAUGAUGCUCACGAAGAUUUUAUUAAAGCAGUUGAAAUAUCACCAACAAAUUUACGCGCACAAUAUCAGAAAUUGAUUAAUGAUACAAAAGUUGGCUCAAAAGAUAACGAUAAAUCUCGUGUAGAGCGAGCAUUAUCACAAUUUGAAGAAUACUUUGAUACAUGUAAAAAAGAUAUUUAUUAUUCAUUAGCAUUAACAUCAGCCUAUUUAGACAAUGACCGCACAGAUAAAGCAUUGCAGUAUUUAAAUAAGUUUAUUCAAGAAAUUCCAGAUAGUCCAACAUUAUUAGCGCUUAAAGCAAAUUGUUUAAUGGCAACUGAUCCAUCGAACGCUGAUGAAGCCGAAAAAUUGUAUAAACAAGCAUUAGACUAUGAUGUAUCAAAUGAAACUGUUUUAACCAUGUAUGCUAUAUUUAAAUGUAACAGAAAUCAAUUUGAUGAAGCGGCUGAAUUGUAUGAAAAAGCCAUUCAUUGUAGUCGUGGUGAAGAAAAACUAACCCAAUAUGCUGCAUUACUAUUUGCCAUUCGAGCGCAAGGAAGAGCAAUAAAAAGAUUAAACCUGAGUUUUCCAGGAAAUGCGGGUUUUCCUCCAGGAGGUCCUGCCAGUAGGACUGGAAUGCCUGCUUGGCUGGGCGGAAUGGGUUGA
Molecule: messenger RNA, 1785 nt
Organism: Didymodactylos carnosus
Lineage: Eukaryota; Metazoa; Rotifera; Eurotatoria; Philodinida; Philodinidae
Source: the annotation of a GenBank genome assembly